AAUAAUAUUAUAUCUAGUUGUAAUUCAGGUACCUACCCAAUAAAAUAAUGCAUUAAAUCAUGUGAUUCACUUUGAAAGAAAAUUUUUAAGUUAUGCACACUGUAUUUUACAUUAUUGUAAACAAACACGUUAGUUUGUUUAUAUUGAAAGGAAAAUAAAAGAGAUCACAAUGGUAAAACUCACACAUGCGCUCACCCUUGAUACCCCGUUGAAAGUAUUCAAUCAGACAAAAAGUAAGGUAGAAGGGAUAGAGUCUUCUAUUAUAAUCGAAAAAUACAUUGAUGAAUGCAAAAAUAAGAUCGCCGGAGGGCCAUUAAACAUCGAGAGCAUUGACAUUAACUGCAAAGUAAAUGGCAUUGAACAUCACACGAGUUUAUAUGAUAUUAUGUUAAAAGAAAACCCUGUACUAGUUGUGAGAAGAGGUGCGCCAUUUAGAAUGGUUAUUAAACUCGAAAGACCCUUAAUUACAGCAAGGGAUUCAAUUUCUUUUACAUUUUUUGUUAAAGUGAAAGAUUGUGAAUUUGCUAAAAACUCAAAUGGGAUGGAACAAUGCUUCUUACUCUUGUAUACCAGUAGAAUUAUACCAAUUAAGAAAACUGAGUGGAAAUCUAUCUGUGAUUAUGUUUCUCCUGAUGGGAAAACACUUUUCAUACAAGUUUUUGUCCCGUCUAAAUGUAUAGUAAAUAAAUGGAAAUUUUGCGUGCAUACUAGACAUGAGAACCAUUUUGUGAAAUAUCCCUAUAAUGACGUCAUGUAUGUACUUUUCAACGCCUGGUGCCCAGAUGAUGAUGCUUAUUUGCCAACGGAAGAAGAACGGGAAGAAUACAUAUUAAAUGACUUUGGCGCUUACUUUACGGGUACAGCAAGAGCUUUUGAUUUAAACAGAUGGUAUUUUGCCCAGUAUGAGCCAGGAAUGCUCGAUUAUGUCUUUUACCUAUUAAAUGAUGUAUUACAUCUUCCCCACCAUGAUUGUUGGAGUAUUUUAUCAAUUGUAAAAGCAUUUUCAAAUGAAAAAACAGAAUCAUUAAUCAUAGACUGUCCUUGGACUAGCAAUUACAGAGGUGGAACAAACCAAAUGAAAUGGCCAGGAAGCAAACUCUUGUUGGGCCAGUUUUACAAAACUAAAAAACCAGUCAAUCUAGGGCAUUGUUAUGUCUUUAACUGUCUACUAGUUUCAGUUUUUUUUUUAGUAUUCAGAGUUCUUGGAAUUGCAGCAAGGCCUGUGACUGGUUUUAACGUCUAUAAUUCUAUUUCAACAAAGAAUGUCCUAAUAGCAAACAAAUUUAUAAAGGAUUCAGGGGAGACGAUACCAGAAAUGUCUGAUGAAUUGAGCUGUCACUGCAACUGGGCAGAAGUUUUCAUGAAACGCCAAGAUAUUGGCCAUGAUUACAAUGGGUGGCAAUGGAUCGCUAGGCCUGAAGGGCCGACGUCAAUUGCAAGCCUGAAAAAGGGCGAAUUGGAAAAGCCUUAUUCUGGCCUCCUGUCAUACUUCACUCUUCACCCCUUGAUACUCAUCUGGGUGUUUUCGAUGGAUUGUCAAAAAUUAGUUCAGCACAUAUCUCAAGAUGCUAAAAUAGUUACCAAACGGGUGGGAAAGUGGUCAGAUCAGGAUAUUUCAGCAGAUUAUUUACUUGAUGAUGGUAAAGGAAUAAAUGCAAGUAUUCCAAAUCCAUUACUUCCUUUGUUUGAAAGCAGCACUGAAAUUUCAAUAUAUAAAAACGAGGAAGAACAAAUACAAGACAUAACAGGUUCAAUUAAAAUGAAAGAUGAGAAAAUAAUAGGCGAUUCAAUACUAAUCGAAUGUAAAACAGAAAAUUCGGGGGAGUGUGAAAAAUUUGUCGACGUUUAUGCAAGACUUGAAACGAUCCUGUUCACUGGAAAAGUUUACCAAGUUGUAAUGACAAAGAAGGAAAAAAUUCAAGUCCCUCCAUUCGAAACUCACACUUUUACCGUGUUAGUCGAAAAAGAUGAAUAUUUGAAGAAGCUCACUCCGGAAUUGCUUUUCAAGUUUGUUUUCUCUGUCACUGCCGAGGGCCAAACGGGUAGACUGUACGAAGAAGUGCUAUUCAGAUUAGCGCAUCCCAAACUAUUUCUUCGACUCAAAGAAAAUUAUCCAGUGGUUCAACAGUUCCAUACAGUAAUCGUUGACUUCAUCAACAUGCCCGCAACGUUUAAAAACACUCGGCUUAUUCUUGAAGAAAUGAUUAACAACAAAAACGUACUGUCAUUCAAAAAACUCUCCUAUGCGAACAAAGCCCCUGUACACAUCAGCUGUUCAGUGAGAGCGACAAAACCGGGGAAGUACAUGCUGAAGGCGACUCUUGCCACAGAAUUCGGACAGUCGUACGGAUACCUUGAGUAUAAUGUAAAAGACAAAGGAUGGUAAUUGGUUUUUCAAGAUGUAAUUUGAUAAUAAAAACUUUUUUUUUCUAAA
Cimex lectularius (bed bug) is the source of this 2434-nucleotide messenger RNA. Its product is annotated as annulin-like. NCBI's taxonomy places the organism in Eukaryota, Metazoa, Arthropoda, Insecta, Hemiptera, Cimicidae. The transcript is spliced from 14 exons. Gene Ontology annotation, molecular function: protein-glutamine gamma-glutamyltransferase activity. The record is from RefSeq and is a predicted model, not a curated record. The coding region runs from base 170 to 2386 and encodes 738 amino acids. Gene Ontology annotation, biological process: peptide cross-linking.